Molecule: messenger RNA, 1041 nt
Organism: Pongo pygmaeus (Bornean orangutan)
Lineage: Eukaryota; Metazoa; Chordata; Mammalia; Primates; Hominidae
Product: leucine-rich repeat-containing protein 37A-like
Exons: 4
Coding region: 1-837 (278 amino acids)
Source: RefSeq, a predicted model, not a curated record
AUGAGUAUAUCAAGAGGUAACAGUUCCAACACCAGGUCAGGAUCAAGCUCAGCAUCCAGUGUCACCCAGCAUUACAGUUCAACCUUUGGACUGGGACUUACCAUCACUCCAGAACCCACUACGGAGGUUGGACAUUCUACACCCCUGAAGAAGACUCUAGUUCCUCCAAAGCAUCCUGAGGUGACACUUCCACAUCCAGACCAGGUUCAGACCCAGCAUUCACACCUGACUCAAGUCACAGUUCAACCUCCGGACCUGGAGCUUACCAUAACUACAGAACCUACUACAGAGGUUAAACUGUCUCCAACCACAGAGGAGACCUCAACUCAGCCUCCAGACCCGGGGCUUGCCAUAACUCCAGAACCCACUACAGAGAUUGGACAUUCCACAGCCCUGGAGAAGACUACAGCUCCUCGUCCAGACCAGGUUCAGACUCUGCAUCGAAAACUGACUGAAGUCACAGGUCCCCCUGCUGAGCUAGAACCUACUCAGGAUUCAUUGGUGCAGUCUGAAGGUUACAUCCAAGAUAAGGCUUUAACUGCACCAGAGGAACAGAAGGCCUCCACAAGCACCAACAUAUGUGAGCUCUGUACCUGCGAAGAUAAGAUGCUGUCAUGUAUUGAUCUCAGCCCAAAGCAGAGGCUCCACCAAGUGCCUGUGCCAGAGCCCAACACCUACAAUGGCACCUUCACCAUCUUGAACAUGGAUGGAGCUGGAGGCCAUUAUCCUCAGCAAACUAACACAGGAGCAGAAAACCACAUACAGCAUGUUCUCAUAUGCAAAAACCAAGGCCAAACAGCUGAGUUUUCUGCCCUGGAGGAGGAAACUGGUCUCUGAAAGCCAGAAGACUCUCACAUUACAUCAUUCCUGCCAGCUGCUGUCAAGAGCUGCUAAGCUGUCCUCAAGUCCUGUGUCUGAUGUCAAGCUAAUAACAGAUUUAGGGUGCAUUAGUAAAGGUAUCUUAAUCAAGUCUAGGUGCCUUCGAGAUUAGACUCAGCCAUGAUGAGCAACUAAGGAUUAGCAAGAAAGAUUACAAAUUGU